Mitosporidium daphniae is the source of this 249-nucleotide messenger RNA. RefSeq lists its product as uncharacterized. The coding region runs from base 1 to 249 and encodes 82 amino acids. NCBI's taxonomy places the organism in Eukaryota, Fungi, Microsporidia. The transcript is spliced from 3 exons. The record is from RefSeq and is a predicted model, not a curated record.
AUGUUUAAGAAGAUGCCCGAAAAACUCUUUCAAACAGAUAUAAAGGGAUUAGAGCUUGAAAAAUCUACGAUGAUGCGUCAUAAAAAUGGGACUCACGAAGACUUUUAUGAAAAAUCUUGUGGUUUAACUGGAAAAACACCUGAGCGUAUCGAAGGCGUUAUCCGCGACAGCGCAAUGACUAUUUUUCAAGCUUUUGAGAAUAUAAACAUCAUGUACGAAGUAGGAUUAUGCCCCGACAAUCAUCAAUAA